Molecule: messenger RNA, 2215 nt
Organism: Bufo bufo (common toad)
Lineage: Eukaryota; Metazoa; Chordata; Amphibia; Anura; Bufonidae
Gene: TGIF1
Product: TGFB induced factor homeobox 1
Exons: 3
Coding region: 645-1403 (252 amino acids)
Biological process (GO): regulation of transcription by RNA polymerase II
Molecular function (GO): RNA polymerase II cis-regulatory region sequence-specific DNA binding; DNA-binding transcription factor activity, RNA polymerase II-specific
Source: RefSeq, a predicted model, not a curated record
AAACAGCUGAAUGUAGUAAACACAGUUCACACGUACGUGACAGCCGGGCGGCGAGGGGUUAACCCGGGUGAAGUUGGCGCAGAAGUGGCCUCGUCCUGCGAGGGAGGGGCAGGGCCGUCCCGCAGAAGAGAGAGGCAGCUGUCAGCGGAGAGAAGAAUGGAGGCAGGAGCCGCCUCUGCAGCUUAAUGAUCAAACGUCUGUCUGGGAACAUAACAGGAAGCGGCUGAGGAGCGCGAGCAGCUCCCCCUGGUGUGCGCCGCGUCUGCUGGAGAAAAGGGGGGAAGCCAGCCCGUCGUCUCUCCUCCCCUCGUGUCUGACAGUCACUGGGAGGGUGUGAUGAGAGCAGAGCGGCUCCCGACUCCGUACUAGUGCGAGUGAGGGCUGGGAGCAGCGGGACAUCACCUACUGCUCGUUCACACGGCGCCAACUCCUGCGGCUUCUGGGACAUCCCGGGACACUCAUCACCAUGAAGGCGAAGAAAGGUGGGUGCAUGUCAGGGCUGACCCCAUGCUCCCCAUACUGGGUGCCCAGGUGCCCUUUGUUUGGUGGCACGCUGCUCUCCCCCCUGGCUCCUCUGCAGGCAGUAGGUGGGCACUUGCGGUUUAGUUCCGCUAUCGGGCAGUGAGACGGAGGAUGAUGAUGGUAUGGAUAUUCCACUGGAUCUCUCCUCCACUGCUGGCUCAGGGAAGAGAAGGAGGCGUGGAAACCUGCCCAAAGAGUCCGUGCAGAUUCUGCGAGACUGGUUAUAUGAGCAUCGCUAUAAUGCCUACCCCUCGGAACAAGAGAAAGCCCUCCUGUCCCGGCAGACUCAUCUCUCCACACUACAGGUUUGUAACUGGUUCAUCAACGCAAGGCGCAGGCUUUUGCCCGAUAUGCUAAGAAAAGACGGAAAAGACCCCAACCAGUUCACCAUUUCACGGAAGGGAGCCAAAAUUACUGACGUGAUGCAGAUGGACUCUCCAACAGGGGCAAAGCCUUACAUUCCCACUAUAGAUGAGAACUCUUUUCACUUCAGCUCUAUGGGACCUAACCAGAACUCAGGGAAGUUACUGGCCUCUCAGCUGUCUUCUCAGCAGUCUCUCCUGGCUCGGCCUUCAGUCAUCUGUCACACCACUGUCACGUCACUAAGUGAUGCGCCUUUCAACUUCACCCAUGUAUUGAAUGCUGGACAAAUCCCAGAACAGCAGCAAUCUGAGGCAAACAAACUAACGGAAACCUCACUUGUCUGCCACGAAGACACUCUAAAGUUAGGACAAAACCCAAAUUCACAGAGUGGACUUUUCAACACCCCACCACCUACCCCACCGGAUCACAAUCAGGAUUUCAGUGGUUUCCAAUUGUUGGUUGAUGUUGCCCUCAAACAAGCAGCAGAGAUGGAGCUGCAGUCAAAACUCGUGUCCUGAAUCUUCAGUUAUCAAAACUGUUCUGAACAUUUCCUUCGAACUGCCCAAGUCGAUAUCAAAGAUGGUUUGCAUUAUUAUUAUUAUUAUUAUUUUUUUUUUUUAUAUUCGUGUUAUUUGCACACGGGAUUAUGAAAGUGAAGCUUUCUUGACACAAAGAGGUCUUACCCCUUUCAAUGACUGUUGUUGUUUUGUUUAGCCUUUAUGAACUGUGACUACAGCAUUGACUUUUAGUGAGUUUCUCCAUUGCCAUUCAUGGAUAUUGAAUUCAGAAAGUCACCAUGGUCUUUAUUUUUAUUUUUUCAAACUUUUCAGUAAUUUAAAACCAAUCUCAGGGGUGAAGGAGAGCAGAUAUCAAUGUGUUUGUGUAAUUGUAUAUAUUAUAUAGUUACACCUACAUCCUAACUAUACUGUAUUUCAUUCCAAUCUUCCGACAGAUAGAGCUACUGUAGAAACAACAUGCUUUACGUUUCUUGGUAGAUUUUGCUUAAAUGUGAGAUGUUUCCCAAGAUUGUGACUUUUUUUUUUUUUUUAUAUAUAUAUAAUUUUUGGUACCUUUCAAACUGUGCAAUAUUUAGAAUGAGAACCGAUAGACCUUUUAUCAUUCCAGAGCAGCAGAAAAUGCUCCCAUACUGUCUACAACAUUUUUUUUAUUUUUUUUUCCAUUUUUUAUUUUUUAUCCCAGUAUAUAAUAAAAUAUUUUGUUAAAGGUCAUGUAAAAAUGUGUUUUUGUUACCUGGGGAUGGAAUGCGAAUACCAUGUAACUGGAUACUGUUCCCAUCUGGAAUAUUAACUGCUAUGUAAAGUUUGUUUCU